AUACAUGAGACCGCCACUCUAAAGUCCAAAAACCUUCAACCAAGUCCUCGUCAAAUCCUAAAACCCCAAAAACCACACCUUCAGCCAUGGCUUCCUUCGCCGCCAGGUCUGUCCUCCGCUCCACCGCGGCUCGAGCCACCGUUGGAUCGAGGCUCGCUUCCGCCGCCAGACCCAAACCAGCCUCCUCGCCAUUUCGCAUCCCCAAACUAAACCAAAGCUCCACCUCUCCUCGCAUUUUCAGGUCGCCUGUGGAGUUGAGCUGCUGUGUGGAGACGAUGCUUCCGUACCACACAGCCACAGCCUCUGCAUUGCUCACUUCGAUGCUCUCUGUCUCUCAGCGCUCCUACGGUUGGACCCCUGAAGGAGGGGGGUGAUGUUAGAUGAUGAUGGAUGGAAGUGUGGCCAUGACAUUGAAUCAGGCAAGACAAGACUAGAUGAGGAUCAAGCAUCAAAUAUGGAGUGACUUGGAUUUGUUUUUGUUGUCGACUUUUGAAAGUGUUCAUUGGACUGUUCUCUUCAGUAGAAUAGAUGAGAAGACCACCAGUCUACAAUUAUCUAGCAAAGUGUUGACUUUUAUGUGUAAAAUUGGGUUUUUCAUUCAUAUAACAGUUGUAUUCCUUUGCAUAAAUGUGCUUUUGUGCAAUUCUUUCAACAAUGGUGAAUUGAAUAUCUGAUGGUUUCUGCCGAUAUGAACAUUGAAACUUUGAAUGGAAAUGCAAAAAUUUAGUCAACAUGAAAAUUCUGGCGGAACUGCUUUUC
Messenger RNA from Prunus persica (peach), 759 nucleotides. Its product is annotated as protein NUCLEAR FUSION DEFECTIVE 6, chloroplastic/mitochondrial. The record is from RefSeq and is a predicted model, not a curated record. The transcript has 4 exons. Gene Ontology annotation, cellular component: mitochondrion. Bases 87 to 374 code for a protein of 95 amino acids. NCBI's taxonomy places the organism in Eukaryota, Viridiplantae, Streptophyta, Magnoliopsida, Rosales, Rosaceae.